Mauremys mutica (yellowpond turtle) is the source of this 3646-nucleotide messenger RNA. Its product is annotated as zinc finger protein 436-like. The coding region runs from base 50 to 1570 and encodes 506 amino acids. Gene Ontology annotation, biological process: regulation of transcription by RNA polymerase II. The record is from RefSeq and is a predicted model, not a curated record. NCBI's taxonomy places the organism in Eukaryota, Metazoa, Chordata, Testudines, Geoemydidae. Gene Ontology annotation, molecular function: DNA-binding transcription factor activity, RNA polymerase II-specific; RNA polymerase II cis-regulatory region sequence-specific DNA binding. The transcript has 3 exons.
AUUGUGGCUGGGGCCGCAGGCGCUGAGUGGGGGACUCUUGUUGUUUCAGAUGCCGGUGACCUUCGAGGAGGUGGCUGUGUAUUUCACCCAGGGGCAGGGGGCUCUGCUGGACCCUGCUCAGAGAGCCCUCUACAGGGACGUCAUGCAGGAGAACUACGAGACGGUGACCUCGCUGGGAUUUCCCAUUCCCAAACCUGAGCUGAUCGCCCGGCUGGAACGAGGGGAAGAGCCAUGGGUGCCCGAUCUCCAGGCUUGCGACGAAAGAGAGAUCCUGAGAGGCGCCCGCACAGCAGGUGCUGAGCGAGGGAGUGAGAACGUGGAGGGGAAUCAUCAUGACAAAGUUCCUGGGGAAGUGGAACCACAGGGGACCUUUGUGGGAAGAGCUGAAGGGAAUUUUUCCCAGUGUGUGGAACAGGGAGAAGCCUGGGGAAAUGGGCACAGGUCACAGAAGCUGCUGGGAAACCACCCAAGGAAGAAAGUGGAUGAAUCUAUUAACAGUGGGGGAGUAGACAAGGAUCCCAGAGCGCAGCAGACAAAUCCCAAUGAAGAGACACCAUGGCACUGCUGGCAGUGUGGGAAAGGAUUCAUUGUGAGAUCACAGCUUGUGACACAUCAGACAAUCCAUACUGGAGAGAAACCCCUUCAAUGCUUGGACCGUAGCGAAAGUUUCAGUAACCGCUCAGAUCUUAAUACCCAGGGGGGAAGCCACACUGGAGAGAAGCCCAUUCAGUGCCGUGAGUGCAGGAAAUGUUUCAGUUCUAAGUCAGCACUAAUUUCACAUCAAGAAAGCCACACAGGAGAGAGACGCCAUAAGUGCUUGGACUGUGUGAAAAGUUUCAAGCGACGGUCAGACUUUCUUAAACAUCGGGUAAUCCACACAGGAGAGAGACCCCAUAAGUGCUUGGAUUGUGGGAAAAGUUUCAAGCAGAGCUCACACGUUCGUAGACAUCAGGCAACCCACACAGGAGAGAGACCUCACAAGUGCUUGGAUUGUGGGACAAGUUUCAGGCAGAGGUCACACCUUCGUAGACAUCAGGCAAUCCAUACAGGAGAGAGCCCUCAUAAGUGCUUAGAUUGUGGGAAAAGUUUCACACGGAGAUCAGACCUUGUCAGUCAUCAGGCAAUCCACACAGGAGAGAGACCCCAUAAGUGCCUGGACUGUGGGAAAAGUUUCAAGCGGAGAUCAGACCUUGUUCAUCACCGGGCAAUCCACACAGGAGAGAGACCCCAUAAAUGCUUGGACUGUGGGAAAAGUUUCACAGGGAGGUCAAAGCUUGUUAAGCAUCAGGCAAUCCACACAGGAGAGAGACCCCAUAAAUGCUUCGACUGUGGGAAAUACUUUAUAACGACAUCAGCGCUUAUUAAACAUCAGGCAAUCCACACAGGACAGAGACCCCAUAAGUGCUUGGACUGUGGGAAAAGUUUCAUAUGGAGGUCAGACCUUCUUAAACAUCAGAAAAUCCACACAGGAGAGAGACCCCAUAAGUGCUUGGACUGUGGGAAAAGUUUCAGAGAGAGAUCACAGCUCAAUAAACAUGGUAGAAUCCACACAGGAUCUAAAGUUCUGUGACAAGUGACCAGAAAGGAUUAAGCAGCUUGCAUGUAACUGACUCAGCUCAAGCCUUGUUACACAACAAGCAAGCCACACAGGAGAGAGACUUUAUAGAUGCUUGGCAUGUCAGAAAAGCUUCAGUAACCGAGAAUCCACAUAGGUAUGAAAGACCCUAGGAAUAGUCUGACUGCAGAAAAAAAUUCAAUUUGACCUCACACCUCAGUGACUCACAGAGCAGAGAGGCCUUGAAUAUGGGGGAAGCUCCAUUAGGUGCUCCCGGAGUAUCAGCAUCCAGAAAUCCGCAGAGGGAAGAAACUUCUGAGAUGUUCUCAGUGCAGAAAAUGCUCCAAGUGGAGCUAACACCAUGUUGGACUCCUCCACGAAGCAGGGGAAUUCUCUCAGGGCCCUGACCAGGCCAUAGUAACAACCCCAUUUCCUCGUUCCCACACACAUCAGGGGCAUUUGGCUCCCAAGGAUCCAGCUGCCCAUUGCUGGGGUGAGGAUCCAGCAGCAACUGGUCAGUGACCCUCUGCCUGGUCUAAGCAAACCCCAGACAGAUGAGGAGAAGCCCCCAUCAGCCCCUGCUCCCUGCUACAGCCCUGGCUGCUGAGCUGAUGGGCCACAGGUGGGGAAGGGAAAGAGAGAAACUCCUCCAGCCGCUCCCUCUGCCUGGCUGAAGUCCCCCCCUCCCUUCCCCUCCCAGCCGGGAUCCCCCUGCCAUGGAGAUGAGAAGAAGGACACUUGGGCCAGGCCCCACCAUCACUCUAGACCCCUGUCUCCACUCCUCAAAUUCCACCAGCCCCUGGACUGGGCUUUGGGGGAAUCAAAUAUCCCCGGCCUGAAUCCCCCAUUGUGCUGGGCUCUGGGGGAAUCAAAUAUUGAGACACCAGGGUUUGGGUUCUGGGGGGGAAACCGUGGAUUGAAUGGCUGGGGCUGGUGGAGCUGGGGAGCAGGGGGAGCUGGGUGCUGGGACUAUCGAGUGUUUGGGGCUCAUGGGAUAAGGGCAGAGGGAGAGCACAGGGGUAGAGAGGUGCUGCCUCUCUUUACUCAGCCCCUCUGCCCCCGCCCGUCUGCAUUCAGACAGCACCACUGAGAGGGACUGGUUCCUACAGGGCCUUUUGUGGGAGGCCUGGAGACCCCACCUCUGCCUCCGCACCAUCAGUCUCUGAAGUUCUGGCUCCGCUAGGAGGUGUGGUGGGGAUUAGCCAGCAGAUCUCUGUGACCCUCCACCAGAUUUCCUAGUGUAAACUCACUCUGAGCAUCUUAUGUGCUCUGACCAGUGCUCCCUCGUCUUUUACAUCCAUGUGCGGAAUGAAUUUGGUUCUAUGCACCAGGAUGUGACACAUCAUCUCCAUACUGGCGCACAGAAGAGAAUUCAUGUGGUGGGGGUGAGGCCAAGGGGUUCGGAGCGUGGGAGGGGGCUCAGGGCUGGGCAGAGGGUUGGGUGUGGAGGGGUGAGGGCUCUGGCUAGGCCUGUGGGGUGGGGCUGGGAAUGAGGGAAUUGGGUUGCAGGCUGCGUUGGUGACAGGACUCUCCCCAGCCCACUCUCACCACAGCAACUCGGGGCCAGGUGAGAGGCACCUCUCCCCAGCGGUCGCAGCUCCUGUGGUCCUGGGCCGGGCUGAGGGAGGGGUUCCUCUCCCCAGCAGCUCCAGUGGAUCCGGGCUAAGCCCUCAGAGGGGCCCCUCCCUGCCUGCCUCCACGGUCCUCGAUAGCCUGCAGGGAACACAGUUUCUGACCCCCCCCCCCCCUCCAAUCUCCCGUUAGCAGAGUGAUUGCUAGUCCCUGAGUUCCCCCUGGGGGGCCAGACUUUCUCAUUCCCAGAUAGUCUCGCAUUACACCAGGCCGUGCCGGAAAGCAUUUAGUGUUUGUACAUUUUAUCCCUUAUGCACCAGAACUAACUAGAUGCUAAAAAAGUGGGGAGCAGGGACAGUAAAAUGGGGUGUUUUAGCUUCUCUGCUAUUUCAGGGUGACGGGAUGAGUGUGAGAGAUUCCCUCCUUCCCCUAAAAAAAGAAUGAGGCGUUCUUGUGGCACCUUAGAAACGAACACCUUUAUUUGGGCUUAAGCUUUUUGUGGGCUAAAAUCCACUUCAG